CCUAUCUAGAAGUUCAAGUUCAAAUUGUUUUGGUUUCUAGAGUCAUAUCAAAUUCAAGAAACAUGGAAAAGUGCAGCACUCAAGAACGAUUAAAAAAAUUGGACAAAAUCCAAUUAAGUGUUAGUGGAGUGGAAUAUACAGUUAAUACCGCUGAUGUAGCACCUGAGAUGACGCUGAAUACCUACCUUAGGGAUGUGAUGAAUCUAACUGGUACAAAGCGAAUGUGUCUGGAAGGUGGCUGUGGAUCAUGUAUCGUAGCAGUUGAAAAAAUCGUCAAUGGAUUGAAAAUCGUAUUUGCUGUUAAUUCGUGUUUGGUCUCAGUUCUCUCCUGUCAUGGUUGGAAAAUUCACACUGUAGAAGGAAUUGGUGGACCACUUAAAGGCUUCCAUGAAAUACAAACUGCUUUGGCACAUGGAAACGGCACACAAUGUGGGUUCUGCUCACCAGGCCAGGUGAUGAACAUGUAUGCGUUGAUGGAAGGAUCUGAAAAACAGUUGACGGAAAGCACAGUGGAAAAUUCGUUUGGAGGCGUACUGUGCAGAUGUACUGGCUACAGACCAAUUGUUCAGUCAUUUAGAAGUCUCGUUAAAAAAGAAAAAGAUGGCAUAAAAGAUAUAGAAGAUGUCAGCGUAUGCACAAGUGAAGACAAAUGUAAGACAAACUGUGAACAAACAUGUAAGAAAAUUAAUUAUUAUCACACGUUCAAGGCAUCGAAGUGGAUGAAGGUUCACACUCUCAGUGAUUUGUUAGAUAUUCUCAUUUCUGCUGAAAAUGCCAGCUAUAUGCUUGUUGGAGGAAAUACGGCUAAAGGUGUUUAUUACAUUAAAAAUCCUCCACAACUGUACAUAGACAUAACAGAUGUCAAAGAAUUGACCACCACUUAUGUUGACUCCAACUCAGUGAUCCUAGGAGCGAACACUGCUUUAACCAAGUCGGUGGAGAUAUUUGAAAAUACAGCGAAUGAAUACAAGGGAUUUCAGUACUUGAACGACAUGGCUCAUCAUAUAAAGCAAGUUGCGAGUGUGCCAGUGAGAAAUAUUGGAACCGUAGCGGGCAACCUGAUGAUUAAGCAUGCUCACAACGAGUUCCCUUCAGACAUAUUUCUUAUUAUGGAAACCUUCAAGGCAACAUUAUCAAUAGUUGAUACAAAUGAGGAAGAGGUUCUGUGUUCUCCGCAAGAUUUUUUACGACUGGAUAUGUCAAAAAAAGUUAUUAAGCAAAUAAUUCUGAAACCGCUCACUGAUUCUUACAAAUGGAUCACGUACAAGAUAAUGCCUCGCGCACAGAACGCGCAUGCAGAGGUAAACGCCGGAUUCUUGUUCAGCCUGUCACCCAAAUACGUGGUACAAUCAGCAAGAAUCGUUUAUGGAGGUAUCAGCCCUCAAUUUGUUCAUGCUUCAAAAACCGAAGCACUGCUCAAAGGCAAAGUACUCUUCGAUAACAAGGUGUUAGCGCAAGCUUUCGGGUCUCUAGAUAAGGAGAUUCAACCUACCUGGGAGCUUCCUGAGUCAACACCUACUUAUAGGAAAGGCCUUGCCAUUGCAUUGUUUUAUAAGUUUAUUUUGAACAAAUGCCCCAAGGAACUAUUGAGUAAUAGUAGAUUUUCAAGUGGCGGCACAAUGUUAGAGAGACCACUAUCAACGGCAACUCAAGAAUUUGGAACAAAUACCAAGAAUUAUCCUCUUUCAGAACCUGUUCCAAAGGUUGAAGCACUGGCUCAAACUUCAGGUCAAGCUGAAUAUUGUGCAGAUCUUCCAGACCUUCCUAAUCAAGCGUUUGGUGCAUUCGUGACAGCUGCUGCAGUAGCUAACUCGCAAAUUGGUCAAAUUGAUCCCACCGAAGCACUCAACAUGCAGGGUGUGAUAGCAUUCUACUCCGCGAAAGACGUGCCAGGAAACAACACGUUCAUGCCCAAGAUGGGAGGCUUUCCCGUACAAGAUGAGCUCUUCUGCAAUGGUCGUGUUCAGUACUACUACCAACCUAUUGGGUUAAUUGUGGCUGACAGCCAUGAUACUGCUGUGAAAGCAGCAGAAAUGGUGAAAGUCGAAUACACUGCGCCAACAGAAAAACCGUUCCUCAAUGUGAAGCAAGUGGUAAAUGCAGGUGCCAAAGGCAGGAUCAAAAACAAUACGAAUUUCAUACCGAAAAGCAAAGGAAAUGACAUAAAGAAGGUUAUAAAAGGAGAGUUUUAUACGGCCUGGCAGUACCAUUUUCAUAUGGAAGUACAAUGUUGCCAAGUAGUUCCUACUGAAGACGGUUUUGAUAUUUACCCUGUAACGCAGUGGAUGGAUCUAUGUCAACUAGCUGCUGCUGAGGCUUUAGCUAUCCCAACACAGACGAUAAACGUAAAGGUUAGAAGACUCGGGGGAUCUUUUGGAGGGAAGAUUUCAAGAAACUCUCUGAUAUCCACAGCUGCAGCAGUGGCAGCCUUCAAACUAAGGCGUCCUGUGAAGAUAUGGUUACCAUUUAUUACUAACAUGAACGUGAUCGGAAAAAGGUAUCCUCAACUGACUAGAUACGAGGUUGGAGUGGACGCCAAGGGUGUCAUGCAGUAUCUCAAAGCUGAUAUUUACUCGGACUUUGGUGUUGGCGGGAAUGAUAUAAUUGAUCCUAUGGUGGUAGACAGCUUCCAAAACGUUUACGUAACAGACACUUGGAGAUUUUCGACCUACCAAGUUUCUACUGACACACAUGCCAACACCUGGACUAGAGCACCUGGUACGUUAGAAGCCAUGGGUUCAAUAGAAACUAUUUUUGAGCACAUUGCAUAUGAAAUGAAUUUAGAUCCCGUGCAAGUCAGACAAUUAAACACGGACUCAACCAAACACGGGAAAAUCUUGGGCUACUGGAAAGAAAUAGAAACUUGGGCAGAUAUUCCUGCUCGAAGACAAUCGAUUGAGCAGUUUAACAAACAAAAUCGAUGGAAAAAACGUGGCAUGUCACUAAUUCCAAUGGCAUGGAUGUUAGAAUUUAAAGGAUCUUUCACAGUGUUGGUGUCCAUCGUGCAUGGAGACGGUGGAAUCAUGGUAUGUCAUGGAGGAGUUGAAAUGGGACAAGGUAUCAAUACGAAGGUAGUUCAGGUGGUAGCCUUCAAGUUUGGAGUUACCAUGAAUAAAGUACAAGUGAAACCAAGCUUGAACUUGGUCGCUCCAAAUGCAUUCGCUACUGGUGGCAGUGUGACGAGUGAAGCUGUUAUUUAUGCUAUCAUACAAGCAUGCGAUAAGCUCAUUGCCUCGAUGAAGCCAGUGAUGGACCGAAUGAAAAAUCCAACUUGGGAACAGCUGGUGCGACAGUGCUUUGUAGAGAAUAUUCAAUUAUCUGCUGAUGGAUACAUCCAAGAAAAGUCGCCUGGUGUUCAGGGAUAUCCAAUAUACGGUUUAUGUGCUACUGAGGUGGAAGUAGAUAUUCUGACUGGUCAGAAACUGAUUCGCAGAGUUGAUAUCAUCGAGGAUGUUGGAGAUAGUAUGAGUCCACUAAUUGAUAUUGGACAAACCGAAGGAGCUUUUGUUAUGGGUACAUAUAUGAUAAAUGUUACUAUUAUUUUAGUUUAUUGGUUAAGAGACAUUUAUUUAUAAGUUGAAGGUUUCAUGGGGAUUGUAUUAUUGAAUAUGUU
Acanthoscelides obtectus is the source of this 3613-nucleotide messenger RNA. Lineage: Eukaryota; Metazoa; Arthropoda; Insecta; Coleoptera; Chrysomelidae. The record is from the annotation of a GenBank genome assembly.